AUGAAUUUAGAAAACGCCAAUACUGUUCAGGAGCUUCAACGUCAGCUAGAAGCCGCCAACGCGCGGAAUUCACAGCUCGAGCAGUUCGUGCAAAGUCAGUUCAGAGGAGAUCCAACAGUCUUAAAUCAAGUCGCACAAAAUUUGUCUCUGGCUCAGCCCGGUUUCCAAAUCCCUAGCCAUGGCCUCUCAAGUGCACGAAGUAGUGGUCUCUCUCGUAGCAAGUCUACAAUUACAUAUCCCACCCAAGUAAAGUCCGCCAUCACGGAACGGCAUAAUGGCCUUCAGGCUCAUAAGCGUGAGAGGAGAGCUUUCUCUCAACAGUCUGGCUCCGCUCUCCCCAUGAGCCGCAGUGUCUCAAAUCGUUCUGAAUCUCACAUGCCUUUCUCUCAGACCGGCAACAGGAUAGCUCCAUUAAGUGCUUCCAUGGAUCGAUUCAACUCUCCUCAAAAUGAAUCACCCAAUCUUCCUCUCGAGGGUGUUUCGGAUCGACUGCCCAGCGUCCAGGAGAAUCAGCCUCUACUCAACAUUGGCAUGGACCCCGACGAGUUCUUGAAACAGUGGCCAGAGACAGCUCAGGUCCCUCAAACCUUCGACACAUCAUACUCCGGACUUCCAUAUAACAUGGUGCAAGACAACUCAUUCAGCAACCUCUCGUCAAAUAUUCCGUCCAGUUAUCCCAUGUCUUCUGCUUGCCCGUCAAUGAUUUCUGGUCCCUCUGCUGCCGAGGCUGCUAGCCCUUUGACCCGCCAGAAUAGUUCUUUCGACAGCUAUGGCGUCGGUAUGGAGCGCCUAGAAUCCUCGCAGUCCCAAGCCGAUGCCCUCUUUGCUCCUGAUCUGUCUCCCAGCUCUGUCAACAUGUACCCCACUAGCAAGCAGUUCAACUCUGAGCAAGACCUCUUCGGUCUCGGUGCCAACCUUUCUGCUGUCAACAUGCAGUAUACCGACUCCAACGGCAACACCUUCAUGACAUCGCCAGAGUCCACCGACAUGGAGCGAUCUUGCUCCAACACCAGCAUGUCUAGUGUCCGAUCAAAUGCUUCCAACCUCGAGCGACGCGCUAAGGAAGCUCGUGAGCGUGUCCUUCACUCAGGCAAGACUAUCCAGCUCGCCCCGAAGCCCAAGGAGGAGGUCGCCAAGGCUGAAGCUGUUGCCGCUGCCAACAAGGAGGCCAAGCUUCCUGUAAACAAGAGCAACUACCAGCGACCUAAGCAUCCCAAGGUCUACUGCACCCAGUGCACUGAGCAUCCCGAUGGCUUCCGAGGUGAUCAUGAGCUUCGCCGACACGUCAACGCCAAGCAUGAGGGCACUGUCAAGAAGUUCGUCUGCCGUGACCCUGCUACUGUCGGCAUCGAGAGCAAUGUCAAGGCCGUCAACCCGUUGUCCAAGUGCAAGGCAUGCGUCUCCGGCAAGGAGUAUGGUGCUUACUACAACGCCGCCGCUCAUCUUCGACGCACCCACUUCAAGCCCAAGACUCCCCGUGGCAAGAAGGGUGCUAACGGUGAUGAGAAACGAGGUGGUAAGGGCGGUGGUGACUGGCCUCCCAUGAACGAUCUCAAGGCUUGGUUCGUUGAGAAGAAGGUCAAAGUUGACCUAAAUGACUCUCCCAUGGCUGAGCAGGACGAUGUUGAUGAGAUGGCCGACGACAACAUGGACGGUUCUGGCAUGCCUCCUCAGAUGGACAUGUUCCAGGGCAUUGGUAGCAGCAUGGCACCCUUCAACAUGGAGACUGGCUAUGACCUUACCGUCGAUGGCGCUGCCGACCCUGCCAUGAUGGCUAGUGUCAAUGGCGAACUUGGCAUUCCCGCUCCCAUCUCGUCUGCCUCUGGUAACUUUGGUUACUCCCCUUUCAACGGGUCUCCUAUCGGCCUUGCUGACAACUAUGCCUUCUCCGAGCAUGCCACUUCGGCCUAUGGCUCCAACCUCUCAUCUACCAACACCAUCACCCCUGCCAACUUUCAGGACAUGUCUCACAUGAGUAUGGCUGACAAUGCCCUCUGGGCAGCUUGA
Fusarium mangiferae is the source of this 2007-nucleotide messenger RNA. RefSeq lists its product as uncharacterized. The record is from RefSeq and is a predicted model, not a curated record. The transcript has 2 exons. Lineage: Eukaryota; Fungi; Ascomycota; Sordariomycetes; Hypocreales; Nectriaceae. The coding region runs from base 1 to 2007 and encodes 668 amino acids.